Molecule: messenger RNA, 1368 nt
Organism: Trichophyton rubrum CBS 118892
Lineage: Eukaryota; Fungi; Ascomycota; Eurotiomycetes; Onygenales; Arthrodermataceae
Exons: 2
Coding region: 427-1287 (286 amino acids)
Biological process (GO): isocitrate metabolic process; tricarboxylic acid cycle
Cellular component (GO): mitochondrion
Molecular function (GO): magnesium ion binding; NAD binding; isocitrate dehydrogenase (NAD+) activity
Source: RefSeq, a predicted model, not a curated record
AAAAAGGUAAAAUAAAAUAAAUACCUCCAAGAUGAGUCGAAGAAAGUCGAAGCCAAAACAGCGACAGCGCACGCAAGAUGGCUGCCAGAACACUCAGGAUAGGUUAAUUGAUUCCUAAAUCUGCCUGUACUACCUGAAAAGAUGCUAACGCUGCCGUAGGUCUCAUUCCGGGCGACGGGAUCGGUAGGGAGGUUAUCCCGGCCGGUCGACGCAUUCUCGAAGCUCUUCCAGCGUCGUUGGGCUUAAAGUUCUCCUUUGUCGACCUCGAGGCGGGCUAUGACACCUUUCUGCGCACCAAGACUGCCCUGCCAGACAAGACGGUCGAGACCCUGAAGAAGGAAUGUGACGGUGCUCUGUUUGGAGCUGUUAGGUAGGCCCCAGCUCUGUCAACCUUCGGCCAGCGUUUGGGUUGAGAUAAGUGGCUAAAUGACCGCCCCCAGCUCUCCAUCAACCAAGGUCGCAGGAUACUCGUCCCCCAUCGUCGCCCUUCGCAAGAAGCUAGACCUCUAUGCAAACGUACGCCCAGUCAAGACCACGGCCGGCGCCAACGCCUCUGCCAGACCAAUUGAUCUCGUCAUCGUCCGUGAGAACACCGAGGACCUCUACGUCAAGGAAGAGAAGACUUACGACACCCCCAACGGCAAGGUAGCAGAGGCCAUCAAGCGCAUCUCCGAAAAUGCCUCGUUCCGCAUCGGUACCAUGGCGGGCGAGAUUGCGCUCCGACGACAGAAGAUCCGUCAGGCUCAGUCUGCCAAUACCACUACUGCCAGUCCCAUGGUCACCAUCACUCACAAGAGUAACGUCCUCAGUCAAAGUGACGGCUUAUUCCGCGAGACAUGCCGCAAGGCCCUGGCCAACGAAAAAUUCAGCGGCGUCAACGUCGAGGAACAAAUCGUUGACUCGAUGGUGUACAAGCUCUUCAGACAACCCUCAUACUACGAUGUCAUCGUUGCUCCCAAUUUGUAUGGAGAUAUUCUGUCGGACGGUGCUGCCGCCCUCGUCGGAAGUCUAGGUCUGGUUCCUAGCGCCAAUGUCGGCGAUGGGUUUGCUAUUGGUGAACCAUGCCAUGGCAGUGCUCCCGACAUCGAGGGCAAGGGUAUUGCCAACCCUAUUGCUACCAUUCGAAGCACAGCUUUGAUGUUGGAGUUCUUGGGCGAAGGUGCGGCUGCUGCUAAGAUUUAUGCGGCUGUCGACGCCAAUUUGGAUGAGGGCAAGCUCCUUUCCCCUGACCUUGGUGGCAAGGCCACUACUGCCGAGGUUCUGGAAGAUGUCCUCAAGAAACUCUAGGUCUUUCCUAGCAUAGAGAUUACCUACCACUACAAGCUCUGAUCUUGUACACUUAGACGGAUGGUUCAUACCAAGUAAAAA